Messenger RNA from Protopolystoma xenopodis, 210 nucleotides. The record is from the annotation of a GenBank genome assembly. NCBI's taxonomy places the organism in Eukaryota, Metazoa, Platyhelminthes, Monogenea, Polystomatidea, Polystomatidae.
AUGAAAGAAAUUGCCAACAUUGGUCCAACUGACUAUAAUUAUGAUGAAUCACUUAGCACUUUGCGCUAUGCAAAUCGCGCCAAAAGUAUAAAAAAUAAUGCCCGUAUCAAUGAGGAUCCUAAAGAUGCUAUGCUGCGCCAAUUUCAGAAAGAGAUUGAAGUGCUCCGAAAGCAGUUAGAAGAAGGUUCCAUGUAUGUAUCUCGUGAUUAA